AUAAAGAUGGCCGCGCCCUUGGGAUUAAUUUCUGUGCGGCUGAGCGCUGCAAAUUUCACCCGUAAACGUCGUCUAAAAGGAUCAGGGUUAUUAAAAUUAGCUAAAGAUGCAGCAAGCGAUACAUAUUCAACGGAAAAAGUUACCGCACAUAGCAAACCAAGUCAAGAAAUAGCGUGUUUGCCUGUUAUUGUUGAAUUCCGCCGUCUCCUUGAGAGCGUCAAGAGCAACGGCAUUGAUGUUGUGCCCGGUGUUUCCAAUGUUGAGCUUCUCCAUACAGUAGUAGGUCUCUACGACACCUGUCUCCCAGACAUCACACCUCUGGUCCUCUAUGCAACAGUGACUGGAAAAUUGGCCAAAACAUUAAUACUUAUCAGAAGUACCAAAGAUGUUGCUAAGGAACUACAGCAGAAGAUUCUACAAAGGGAAAGAGAAGUAGAGACCACUACCGCAGCCAAAGAAACAGUACCAGAGAACAAUAAUUCCAACACGAACAACAAGGACUCUACCCUCAGCCCUGGCACUCAAUCUAAGGAAAUAGACUCUGAUGAUGGAGAGGUGCCAAACAGUGUUGAUGGAUCCAAAGAAAGUCCUCUUUUGAGACUACUUGGAGGCGAUGGUGGGGGAGAAGCAACUGAUGUGAAAGGGAAUGAUAAAGACGUUGAUGAUGAGGAUGGAAGGCGAAAGGGUGAUGAUGAAGAUACAGUUGCUAAGGAUGAUACAGGUGAAGUUGCUAAGGAGGAUGCAGAGGAUGUGUUGGAGGAGGAAGAGCAGCGGAAAGUGUUUGCCGAUGUCUUCAGUGAUUCGGAUAGUGAAGAGGAAGAAAGUGAAGAUGAAGAGGAAGAAAUGGACUUUUCAAAAGGCAUCAAUGAAUUCUUGAGAUUGGUGAAACAGAGGAAGGAAAGAAGAGAGGAGUUGAGUUUAAACCCAACCCUGGAAGAAGUAGAAUCAACGGUCGGGAUUGAGUCAAGGAUCGUGGCUUGUGCUACUUGGGAAAAGUCUCAUAUUCGUCCUGGGGAGAAGAUAGUACAGAUAGACUUGAUGGGAGUGAGAAAGAGAUGCAGAAGGUGUGGCAUUGGAAGAUAUUUAUUAAGGCAAAUGAAAGAUGUGAGCAUUGUUGGACAUUACGAUUCCUUGGUGGUUUAUGCAGAUCAUUCUGCGGUGGAUUUCUUCGCUCUUCAUGGCUUCAACGAUGACAUUGUCCUCAACAGUAAAUACUCUGACUUGGCUGAUAACUGGACAAACUGCACACUCAUGUGCUACAUACCUCCAUUCGUUGGACAAACAAUCUUGAAGGAGACAGACAUGAGCCUGGACCUGAAAGAGAUCGAGAUGGAGCUCCAGAAGUGGACAGAGAGGAGCAGAGACGCGUACCAAGGUCAGGUUGCUUGCAUCAUGAAGUUAAGACAUGAGGUCAUUGCCCUUCGUGCUCUGGUGAGUUCACAGAAGGGUCUGAUAAGCUCUUUGACAGAGGAGCUUGAAAAUACACAAACAGACAAGUUAAUGCUAGAGAAAAGCUUUCUGGAGCACAGGAUAGCAGCCAUUAAAUCAGGAUACUACCAGAGGCACUCUAUUGAUGAGCCAACAUCACCAAACGGAAACAGUAAAGAAUCCAAGACAAAGAAUCAUUGCACGAUGGGUACUGAUGGAGACGAUGAGGCUGAUGAUGAGGAUGAGGAUCAUCUGCAUCAUGACGGGGAUGACGAUGAGGAAGAGGAGGAGGAGGAGGAGGAUGAUGAGGAAGAGGAGAUUGAUACAGAGACUCUCAUCAAAGCACUGGAGGCUGAAGCGAGGAGCCUGAAAGGAAGAAGACAGAGUUUUGAUAUCGGAGGGCUGGUUGAGGAACGUGAGAUUGCCGAGCGCUUUGAAUCCGAGAUGAUCGACAAUCCUCGACCAGGAGCGAGAUGUCAUGUGACCAAAGUAACCAUGACUAGCCUGUCAUCCACGAUGAGAGAACUGUAUCAGCUCCGCUUAAAACAGUUGGGGGAUCCCUCCAUCUUCACAGAGCUCUACUUCUGCGGAAGCCUUCACCAUCCGGAACGCAUCAACAAGAUCAUGAGCAAGGGGUUUUCAGACGAAGAUUUGACGUAUGGAGAGUUUGGAGUAGGGCUGUAUUUCUCAAGCCACCCAGGAACUGCAGCUCACUUUUCAGCAUUAGGUAAAAUGAUUCUGGUUGAAGCCGGGCUUGGCAGAACUGAAUCUGUGAUCAAGAAAGAUAAAUUCCGACUCACCGCUCCGGUUGGAUUUGACUCCAUAGUGACACCAGGGAGACUUUCAGCUAUGAGCCCUAGUAGUGGAGAUGGUGCACAUGAUUUGGCCACACCAAGCAAAUGCAACGAGUAUGUGAUCUUUGAUCACCUUCAGGUGAUACCUAUAUGCUUGAUCGAGUACACCACGACCCAGACCAGUGUGAAAAGUGUUCGGUUGUGAUGACAUCCUACCUCUCUGAAAUCGUCAUUUUCUCCUUAACCCAUUCCAUAGAAGUAUAGUCAUUGGAUGGUUCAAUUAUAAAACCUACUGGACUGACAAAAUUAUGUAGUCAAUUAAUUGGAGUAGUAUCUGUAAUGCAGUGAGCUCAUAAGUUCCAUGGCUUACAUGUAUGUGAUGCUUUUUUAUAAUUUCUCCCAUUAGCCAACAGGGACAGCCCAACUAUUAUAAAUCUAUGCCUUUUUUUAUCAGAUAAACUCAUAAAAUAUGGAAAUCUCAAAGUGGCAAAUUUUGUUACCUUUCUGUUAGGGCAAGUAUCAAAUUCCACUCUCUGUGUAUUUAACACAAAAUGACUCAAACUAUCAUCCAAAGGGUCUAAUUAACCCCAGGGAAGACUCCCCAUGGAGUGGAGUGCGUGCAUUAUCAUAUGCGGAAUAGCGAUUGAAUCCAUUGACCACGGUAAUAAUAGUUACAAUAAAAAGCACUUAUAAAUGUAGUAUUAAAGCACUAUACAAAUGUGACUAAUAUUAAUUCUGUGUUGAAGUGCAUAAGUUGAUAACUUUCUGGCUCCAAACAGAAAAUAUGUUACUAUCAAAGACAUAAUAUGAAAUUUGCAAGACUUCUGAACCCUAUUUGUAAAAAGAAUGUGGCUUUUCCAAAGUUGACCUAAAGUUACUGAACCAAAUUAUUCAUACCCUUACCAAAUUUUGUAUUUUUUUCAGGGUGCGUGAAAAAUUGAUUUGUCUUGAUUUAUGUUUUAUGAGAAUGUGACAUAUUAAAGCUUACGUUUAACCAGUUCACCUAUCAUUCUUGAGUAAGGAAAGCACACAAAAUAUCAAAUUUACAAGAGGUAUGAAUAAUUCAGUUGUUAACCGUACAUUCUUCCCAACAUGCUUAUGAUUGCCAUUUGUGUAUGAGUUUUGUACUGCAAAAUUGCAUGUUACAUUUAUACAUGCUUAAUAAGAUUAAAUGUUGCCAGAUUUUGCCACUCUGAGAAGAAUGGGGAAGUCUUGAGGCUUGAGGCUUAUGCGUACUAAAUUACAAGCUCAAUGGAGGAUUUAAUCUGGUUUUCCAUAAUACUGAAGGGAUUCCAAACAUUCUUGCAAACAUUUAGAGUGUUUCCUUUAGAUGAAUAUUGUAUGUUUAAAAGAGAUUGAUAUCACUACAGAGAAAGGGCUUGAAUACUGGAAUGCAUUAUGCUGUCUCAAUAUAAUAUCGGAUGUUUGACCAGAAAAGAUCAUAAUAAGUUAUUCAACCUUUUCUAAAUACACAUGUAUAAAGUUUAACCUAUUCUUCAUUUAGAUUGCUUUAAAGUUUGAACAAAAACUUUGAAGCCAUUUCUGAGGUUGUCAUUUUGAAUAAUAAUGUUGAUGAUGCCAAUUCCUUUUUGUAAUUUUACCAUAUAUAUUCUCCAAAGCUUUGUUUGAUAUUUGCAGAUGUAUGAAAUUGUUUUUCCCCUCAUGUUGCAAUUUAAUUUACUCUGACUUAUGUAGGUGUUUAUUUGGAGGCAUGUGUGUGUGUGUGUUUUGUGCCUGUGUGGGUGUGUGUUAUUAAACUAAAGGAAUGCAGUUUUGUAAACGUGUGUGUGGGUUUGAGUAUUGUGCAUUUAUCCAUAGCUCUAUUAUGAUACUGAAAUUGGGCUUCAUUGUGUGGGUGUGGGUGUGUAUUUAUGUGCCUUAUUACACUAUGCUGCAGUUUUGUAACCUUGUUUGGGUGUAUCAAUGUGCAUUGCUAUAGUACAUGACUAUUCUUCUGUUACCCCAUGUGUGGGUGUGUGAGUGUGUGUGUUUAUGUGCCUCAUUACACUACAAUACAGUUUGUAUAACCUAGUGUGGGUCUGAGCAUUGUCCGUAAAUUGCGUCUUCCUCCGUACAGUCUAAAAAUGAGGAUUCCUUGUGUGGGUGUAUCAAUGUACGUUGCUAUACUACAGGACUGUAUUUUGGUAACCAUGCGUGGGUGUGUGUGUGUGUGUUUAUGUGCCUUAUUACACUACACUGCAGUUUUGUAAUCUUGUGUUGUGUAUUAAUAUGCAUUGCUAUACUACAGGACUGUGCUUAUGUACACCUAAGUGUGGGUGUGUGUUUGUGUGUGUGUGUGUG
This is a messenger RNA of Strongylocentrotus purpuratus (purple sea urchin), 4523 nucleotides long. RefSeq lists its product as uncharacterized. Gene Ontology annotation, molecular function: acyltransferase activity, transferring groups other than amino-acyl groups. The record is from RefSeq and is a predicted model, not a curated record. The coding region runs from base 7 to 2427 and encodes 806 amino acids. NCBI's taxonomy places the organism in Eukaryota, Metazoa, Echinodermata, Echinoidea, Camarodonta, Strongylocentrotidae. The transcript is spliced from 15 exons.